Molecule: messenger RNA, 2672 nt
Organism: Cyprinus carpio (common carp)
Lineage: Eukaryota; Metazoa; Chordata; Actinopteri; Cypriniformes; Cyprinidae
Product: GTPase IMAP family member 8-like
Exons: 3
Coding region: 159-2663 (834 amino acids)
Molecular function (GO): GTP binding
Source: RefSeq, a predicted model, not a curated record
GUGUGUGCUCUUUUUCAGUGAGUGAUCUGAGGAUUGUGCUGCUGGGAAAGAAUGGAUCAGAAAACAGCCGAGUGGCAAACACUUUACUGGGAACAGAAGUGUUUCACAGUGAAGCUUCAUCUUAUUCACAGCAGCACAGUGUGAGAAUCAGUGAAGAGAUGGAGGAGAGACACAUCACAGUUAUAAACACUCCUCACCUGCUCCAGCAGAAUCUCUCACAGCAUCAGAUCACACAGACAGUGAGAGAGUGUGUGUCUCUGUCUGCUCCAGGACCUCAUGUGAUCGUUCUCGUACUGCAGUAUAAUGACUUCAGAGAGAACGACAGACACAGAGUGAAAACUGUGCUGAACCUCUUCAGUGAGCAGGCCAUGAAACACACUAUAGUGCUGAUUACUGAUGAAGAGACACGCGGACACAUGUCUCCGUCUUAUGAGAGCACAAAUAAUGCUAUUCAUGAUUUAAUAAAGGAGUGUGGAGGAGGACAUCUACAGUUUGAUACAGUAAACACUAGAUGGCGCUCUAAGUUGUUUCAGAAAGAAGAAGAGAUACUCAAGAAAGAACAUGAAGAAUUUCUCCUCUGUAACAUGUAUGAGGAUGGAGGUGAUGGAUCAUCAGUGGAUGAAGAUCUGAGCAGAUCUGAAACUUCAGUCGGAGGAGAAGAGAAAGAGAAGAAGUGUUUUGAACUCAAAGAGAGCACAAAAACAGCAAGUGAUGGAGGAGAUCCAGAGGGUGUGAAGCUGAAUCUGCUUGUGUGUGGGAGUAACAGAGAAUUGAAAUCCUUCAUAUCAAACCUGAUCCUGAAGCAGAGCGAGAGAAGAUCAGAGCUGAGCUCAGAGUGUGUGAGGAGAGACGUGGAGCUUGAUGGACGUCUGAUCAGUCUGGUGGAGCUUCCAGCUCUGUUCAACACUCAGCUCUCAGAGGAUGAAGCGAUGCGUCAGACUCACCGCUGUGUGUCUCUCUGUCAUCCUGGAGUUCAUGUGUUCAUCCUCAUCAUUCCUGAUGCUCCACUUAAUAAGGAAGACAGAGCAGAAAUAGAGGAGAUCCAGAGGAUAUUCAGCUCAAGAGUCAACAAACACAUCAUGAUCUUCAUAAAGCAGAAUUCAGAGCAUCAGACAGCAGAACUCAAUGAAGAAACACAGUCUCUCAUUGAGAGAUCUGGAGGACGACAUCAUUUCAUCGACCUGAACACACAAGUGUCUGUGCUGAUGGAGAAACUGGAGCAGAUGGUUGAGGAAAACAGUGGUGUUUGUUUCUCCACAGAGACAUUGAUGGAGGCACAGAUGGAAAAACUACAAAAAUUAGAAGAAAUGAACAAGAGAGUCCAUUCAUUAGAGACGUGGUUUCAGUCACAAGAUUCAAGAGACAGAGAAGAUGAUCUGAGGAUUGUGCUGCUGGGAAAAACUGGAGUUGGGAAGAGUUCAACAGGAAACACCAUCUUAGGAAGAGUCAUGUUUAAAGCUGAAACAUCUCAAGAGUCUGUUACUGAAGUGUGUCAUCGAGAGAAAGCUGAAAUCAACGGCAGACACAUCACUGUGAUCGACACUCCAGGACUGUUUGAUACUGAACUCAGUAAUGAAGAAACCCAGAGAGAAAUCAGCAACUGCAUCCCAAUGAUCCUGCCUGGACCACAUGUGUUCAUCAUCGUGCUCAAUUUAGGACAACGAUUCACUCAAGAAGAGGAAACAUCAGUGAAGAUUAUCCAAGAGACAUUCGGUGAAAACUCAUUAAUGUACACUAUGGUGCUCUUCACCAGAGGAGACGAUCUGAAGAACAAAACCAUUGAACAGUUUUUGGGAAAACCUGGAUCUCCUUUGAUGAAGCUGAUUGAAGCGUGUGGAAACAGAUUCCAUGUGUUCAAUAAUAAAGAGACUGAAGACCGAACACAGGUGACUGAUCUACUGCAGAAGAUAGACAACAUGGUGAAAGAGAACGGAGAGAGUUACUACUCAUGUAAGAUGUUCAGAGAGAUGGAGAGAGAAAUACAAGAACAACAGAAGAACAUACUGAUGGAGAAAGUGGAGCAAGUGAAGAGAGAAAAAGAAGAACUGAUAAUGAAUCAUGAAGAAGAAAUAAAGAGAAUGAGUAUGAAGAUAGAGGAAGAACAACAGAAUCACGAGAAAGAGAGAAAGAGAAGAGAAGAAGAAUUUAUUGAGAGAGAAGAACGAUAUAAAAGAGACAUUAAAGAAAGAGAAGAACAAGAGAUGAAGAUACGAGAGGAGCUGAAGAAAGAACGAGAGGAAUGGGUGAAACAGAUGCAACAGGAAAGACAAAGAAGAGAAGAAGAGGAGGAGAAAUGGAGAAUGAGAGAACAGGAAAUAAUGGAGGAAGAACGACGGAAGCGUAACAAAGAGAGAAAGAGAAGAGAAGAGGAAUUUGACGAGAUGGAAGAGCAAUAUAAAACACGGGAACGAAAAGAAAGACAAAGAAGAGAUGAAGAGGAGGAGAGAAUCAGGAGAAAGAAACAACAGGAAGCAUAUGAUGAAUGUUUUGAGACUCUUAAACGAGAAAGAGAAAGACAACAACUUAAGUUGAAUUAUGAAGAACAGAUAAGGACAAUGAAGAUGAAGAUGGAAGAAGAAAGACAGAAUCAUGACAAAGAGAAAAAGAUGCUAGAAGAGCUGAAGAGAGAACGAGAGGAAUCGCAGAAACAGAAACAACAGUAAAGACAGAGA